CACAACAGUCAAAAGUCGCAACAAAAUAAGCCACGCGUCCCUUUAGAACUGAUUCCAAAGAAUCCCCUGUCGGUUACCCUCGCAGCCGGUAGAUUUACUGGACACGUGUCAGUAAAAUUCUCCCAUUUCUUUAUAGCCGCAUUUAUACUCCACCAUCUUCACACGACCCAAAAAGCAACACUUUCCCCCUGCAAAAACCCACCAUAAUUUCCGCUUCAAUUUCAUCGGAAAUUCUACAACUCUUCAUCUUCUUCUUCUUUCUCAUGCUUUCCAAAUCACUCCCAUCCUCCCCUGCAUUCAGAAUUGACACAAAAACCAAAACCUCCUUCGCAAAAAUCCUCCAAUCAUUUUUCUCAAUCCAAAACCCUCGAGCAUGGAUUCUCUUCAUCGUCCUCUUCAUCCAGAUCCUCUUAUUCUUCAACCUCCGUAGAUUACCAACCCCAGUCGCCCUUCACCACCAUCACUUCCCCACUCGCCUCGCUCUCACCCAAACCGCCGCAAUUCACAACGGCACUGUCUUGGAUUCUUCUCCCACUAUCGACAACAACGAUCAAUGCGGUUCCGGUAGGGUUUUUGUCUACGACCUUCCUAAAUUCUUCAACCAAGAAAUUCUCGAUAAUUGCGACAAUCUCAAUCCAUGGAGUUCUCGCUGUGACGCCCUCUCCAACGACGGAUUUGGACAGAGUGCAACCGGACUUGCCGGAAUCAUCCCGGAGAAUCUCCUUCCUUCGUGGUACUGGACGGACCAAUUCGUCUCAGAAAUUAUCUUCCACAACCGCAUACUAAACCACAAGUGCAGAACCAUGGAGCCAGAAUCCGCUGCGGCGUUCUACAUACCAUUCUACGCUGGACUCGCGGUAGGGAAGUACUUAUGGCUGAAUUCUUCCACUGCGAAGGAACGCGAUCGUCACUGCGAGAUUAUGCUGACGUGGCUUCAGGAGCAGCCGCAUUACAAAAAAUCCAAAGGCUGGGAUCAUUUCCUAACGAUGGGGCGCAUCUCAUGGGAUUUUCGCCGCUCCAAAGACGAAGAUUGGGGUUCUAGUUGCAUCUACAAGCCAGGGUUAAGAAACAUCACGCGCCUUCUCAUAGAGCGAAACCCGUGGGACUAUUUCGACAUCGGUAUUCCCUACCCUACUGGAUUCCACCCCGAUUCCUAUUCAGACGUCAUUCGCUGGCAGAGUUUCGUCCGCGAACGCCGGCGAAACUCGCUAUUCUGCUUCGCCGGUGCUCCUCGCCGCACUUUCCGCAACGAUUUCAGGACAAUUCUGUUGAAUCAAUGCCGUGAAUCUGGUGGAUCGUGUCGCACGGUGGACUGCACCGGGUCACGGUGCUUCAACGGAACAUCAGCUAUCACAGAAACCUUUCUCGACUCCGAUUUUUGUUUGCAACCAAGAGGGGAUAGUUUCACGCGCCGGUCGAUUUUUGAUUGCAUGGUAGCCGGUUCGAUACCGGUUUUUUUCUGGCGGAGAUCCGCUUAUUUUCAGUAUCAAUGGUUUUUACCGGAUGAACCGGGGAGUUACUCGGUUUAUAUAGACCGGGACGCAGUAAAAAACGGUACUUCUGUUAAAGCAGUGCUCGAGAGUUACACAAAAGAAGAGGUAAGUAAUAUGAGGGAGAAAGUAAUUGAGUACAUUCCAAGGAUGGUUUAUGCAAAACAUAGCAAAGGGAUAGAUGGUGUUAAAGAUGCAUUUGAUUUUGCCAUGGAAGGUGUAUUUACAAGGUUCAAGGAACAACUACAACCUGGGUUUCAUAAGUGGAAAUAAGAAUGAGGUAAAUUGCAUUGCAUGUUGGUAGAUUUAGAUAGAAAAAAUAAAAAUUAUAGACAAAUAAUGAUGCAUCGUAGUUGUUUCAAACAUAAAUUUGGUAGGUUAGAGUUUUUGUCCUUUGCCUGUAUGGAUUUAUUUAUUUAUUUAUAUAGGAUGUACCAUAUUGAUAUUGA
Lathyrus oleraceus (garden pea) is the source of this 1939-nucleotide messenger RNA. Its product is annotated as xyloglucan galactosyltransferase XLT2. Gene Ontology annotation, biological process: xyloglucan biosynthetic process. The record is from RefSeq and is a predicted model, not a curated record. The coding region runs from base 264 to 1763 and encodes 499 amino acids. Gene Ontology annotation, molecular function: galactosyltransferase activity. The transcript has a single exon. NCBI's taxonomy places the organism in Eukaryota, Viridiplantae, Streptophyta, Magnoliopsida, Fabales, Fabaceae.